AUUUCCUUUCCCCAUAAAUAUCCCGGCCUCAUCCUCCAUAACCACAACCGUGGUCACAUCUCACUCACACUUUACUAUCUCGAAGCUUCGUUGACAUUGAUCUGAUCUGAUACUAUGGCCAGGGAACCAGUUCGCGUUCUUGUUACCGGAGCCGCUGGUCAAAUCGGAUAUGCGCUAGUCCCCAUGAUUGCCAGGGGAGUGAUGUUGGGUCCGGACCAGCCUGUAAUUCUUCACAUGCUUGAUAUCCCACCUGCAGCAGAGGCAUUGAAUGGUGUGAGGAUGGAGUUGGUUGAUGCUGCAUUCCCUCUUCUUAAAGGUGUUGUUGCCACAACUGAUGUUGUUGAGGCGUGCACUGGAGUCAAUAUUGCAGUCAUGGUUGGUGGUUUCCCAAGAAAAGAAGGCAUGGAAAGGAAAGAUGUGAUGUCAAAGAAUGUUUCAAUCUACAAGGCACAGGCUUCUGCCUUGGAAAAGCACGCUGCAGCAAACUGCAAGGUUCUAGUGGUGGCAAACCCAGCAAACACCAAUGCAUUGAUUCUGAAGGAAUUUGCUCCUUCUAUCCCUGAGAAGAACAUUACUUGCUUGACCAGACUGGAUCAUAACAGGGCAUUGGGUCAAAUCUCUGAGAGACUGAAUGUUCAGGUAUCUGAUGUCAAGAAUGUGAUUAUCUGGGGAAAUCAUUCAUCAACUCAAUACCCUGAUGUCAACCAUGCAACUGUCAAGAUAGCAUCUGGCGAAAAGCCUGUCCGUGGGCUUGUUAAAGAUGAUGAAUGGUUGAAAGGAGAAUUCAUCACUACUGUCCAGCAACGCGGUGCUGCGAUCAUCAAAGCCAGAAAGCUCUCAAGUGCCUUGUCUGCUGCUAGCUCUGCUUGUGACCAUAUUCGCGAUUGGGUCCUUGGAACUCCUGAGGGCACUUGGGUCUCCAUGGGUGUGUACUCUGAUGGUUCAUAUAAUGUGCCAGCUGGACUCAUUUACUCCUUCCCAGUAACCUGUAAAAAUGGAGAAUGGACAAUUGUUCAAGGACUUGGAAUUGAUGAGUUCUCAAGAAAGAAGUUGGAUGCCACAGCAGCCGAGCUGUCUGAGGAGAAGGCUCUUGCAUACUCAUGUCUUUCAUAAAUGCAAUUUCCCUCUAACAGUGUGUAAGUGAGAGGGCCCUUUCCCUUUUUAUUUGCGUAGAAGUAGCUACAGUUUUGAAUAAAAAAACAUUGAUAAGAUAAUGAGGAACUGUUAAUGGUGGAGAAUCUGUAUCAUUGGAUUUCCACUUAAUGUUGCUAUGAAAUAUGGGGAUUAUGAAAUUUCAUAGCUGGUCCUGGAUUUGAGAUUCUGUUUACCUUGGAUGGAUUAUAAAAGCCAUUGUGAUUUAUGCAUGUGAAUUAUUAUUA
This is a messenger RNA of Mangifera indica (mango), 1379 nucleotides long. RefSeq names its product malate dehydrogenase-like. NCBI's taxonomy places the organism in Eukaryota, Viridiplantae, Streptophyta, Magnoliopsida, Sapindales, Anacardiaceae. Bases 115 to 1113 code for a protein of 332 amino acids. The record is from RefSeq and is a predicted model, not a curated record. Gene Ontology annotation, molecular function: L-malate dehydrogenase (NAD+) activity. The transcript is spliced from 7 exons. Gene Ontology annotation, biological process: malate metabolic process; oxaloacetate metabolic process; tricarboxylic acid cycle.